Messenger RNA from Juglans microcarpa x Juglans regia, 1471 nucleotides. RefSeq names its product probable sodium/metabolite cotransporter BASS4, chloroplastic. Gene Ontology annotation, cellular component: chloroplast envelope. Lineage: Eukaryota; Viridiplantae; Streptophyta; Magnoliopsida; Fagales; Juglandaceae. The record is from RefSeq and is a predicted model, not a curated record. Bases 102 to 1373 code for a protein of 423 amino acids. The transcript is spliced from 15 exons.
UGAAAAGAAAGAAAUUGAGAAGUUGUGCUUAGCAGUUGAAUAUUCUGCAACUGCCACCGUGAAAGCUUUCUAUUCUUCUUCCACAGUUUUCAGUAAUAAUUAUGAUGCCAGCAGCUAUAAACACCACCACCCCAGGUUGCAGACCGCCUUUGUUUCCAGUGUGUUUUCCUCGUCAUAACCCAUGUUUUCUGGCCAACACUGCUCUGUUUUCCGGUUUGUCCCCCGUUUCCACGCUUAACAUAAGGACAUUUCCAUUGCCUGUACGUGCCAUUGCGAAUUCCAAUCAGGGUAACUCUGAUGGAAGUAAUCAUAAGAAGGUUUUGAAAUCAGCAAAUGUAUCAACCUUGGCAAAAGCAUUAUUCAAUUUUACUCUGACUAACUUCCUUCCUAUAGCUCUAAUCAGUGGAGUAGUUUUGGGAUUUUCAAAUCCGACUCUUGGCUGUCUUGCACACAGAUAUUCAUUGUCAAAAUUUAGUACUUGCGGAAUUUUCUUUAUCUCAGGGCUGAAGUUACGGGGUGGGGAAUUUCGAGCAGUUGCAGAAGCAUGGCCAGCUGGAAUAUUUGGGCUGGUUUCUAUUCUGUUGGUUAGCCCCUUAUUCUCCAGGCUGAUUUUGCAAGUUCAGCUCGCACCUCAGGAGUUUGUAACAGGAUUGGCGAUUUUUAGUUGUAUGCCAACAACAUUAUCUAGUGGAGUUGCACUGACACAGCUUGUCGGUGGGAACUCUGCUCUUGCUCUUGCAAUGACUGUGAUAUCUAAUCUAUUGGCCAUUUUAACAGUGCCAUUUUGGAUCUCAAAUGUUUUUGCUGAUGGUUUUGGUGUAUCCAUUCCAACAGGGGAGCUAUUUUGGAGUCUUAUUUUCACACUUCUCGUUCCUUUGAUUUUGGGAAAGGUAGUGCGAAAUAUGUUGAAAGGUCUGGCAACAUAUAUUGAUCAGAAUCAAAGGAUUUUCUCAAUGAUGAGUACUGUCCUUCUUAGUCUUACGCCAUGGAUGCAAGUAAGCAAGUCAAGACCCUUGAUUUUAAUGUUAAAGCCAAAAGGAUUUAUUGAAGCUAUGGGAAUGGGAAUACUUGUGCAUCUCACCCUUCUGGUUUUUAACGCCAUUGCAGUAAAGUGCAUCUCAGCCGGCUUUGGUGGUAGAGAAUCCAUUUUUUCAAAGAAAGAGAAUUUCCGCGCUCUCUUAAUAGUUUGUAGCCAGAAAGCUCUGCUCAUCGUUGUAGCUGUAGUGGAUCAGCUCAGUGAUGUAGUUGGUGAAUCAGGGCUGUUAGUUCUUCCUUGUGUUGUGGCACAUAUUAACCAGGUCAUCAUUGAUUCAGUAUUAGUAAACUUUUGGCUCUGGAAAGAUCUGUCAUACAACAAAGAUUUUGAAGCAUGACCCUUCUUAGUUGAUGUGCAUUUUGCAAAUUUGUUGUGCUUUUCAGCAUUAAACUCAUAAUAAUUUUGUAAGGAGAUAAAAUUACAUAACACCCCCCA